Messenger RNA from Aureobasidium pullulans EXF-150, 400 nucleotides. RefSeq lists its product as uncharacterized. The record is from RefSeq and is a predicted model, not a curated record. The transcript is spliced from 4 exons. NCBI's taxonomy places the organism in Eukaryota, Fungi, Ascomycota, Dothideomycetes, Dothideales, Saccotheciaceae. Bases 36 to 266 code for a protein of 76 amino acids.
ACUACUCAAUCGCAAAACCUCUUUCUUCCUCCACAAUGGACUGUCUUCCUAUUCCCUUCGUCUGCUUCCAGUGUGGUACCGACCAGAACCCUUGCCACUGCAAAGUUGUCGGCCCUACCAUCGGCUUCGCCAGUGCCAUUGUCCUUGCAGUUGUGUGUUGGCCCGCUUCUCUCUUCUGCGGCUGCUGUGCAACUGAAACCGGCAAGAAGAUGCUCGGCUACCCAGCAGAUGCAAGUGGCAAGAUUAGCAAUGCUAUACCCAUCUAGAGUUCUCUUCCUCGAUACGACAAUUCUCUGUGGAUAUUUUAGGAGUCGGCAAUGGCGUUCACCCUGGGUUUCUGGUAUAGCUGUGCUGGGCAUGGCUUGAGAUGUUAAUAAAUAGCAGCGAAACGUCGACAAAG